GUGUGUAAUCAUACAUACGAUAUGUGGUGAAGCGUCAUGAUGGCUUCCAGAAAGGUUGAUCUACGUUUAGUCAAGAGGAAGAGGGAAGCAAAAACAUCAAUUGAUUCCCCGCUGGCCAGAUACAAUAGUGCUGGCCAGCUGUCUUGUGUGGUAUGUGACAUGACCAUAAAGAACGAAUUUCUGUGGACCUCACAUGUCCUUGGUAAAAAGCACAAAGAGAACUUGGCAGACCUUAAAGGAAAGUCUAAAGCAAAUGUAUCAGUUCGAGAGGUGCGAAAGCCAGUUAAAGUAAGUGGCAAGGUUGAAACAAAUGAAGAAGCACCAGAAAAAAAAUUAAAAGUUGAUAACAGUAGUGACACGAACAGCUUUACAGACAGUUUAGAAGAGAUAAAAGAUGAGAUUUCCACAGAUGAACAGGCAGGUUUACCUUCGGACUUCUUUGAUCAUGAAAUCAAGUCUGAAAUGCAACAGCAUAUUGCCAGUGGAGAUUCCACAGAGGGCAUUCCGGAAGGAUUUUUUGAUGAUCCAAAACUAGAUGCAAAGGUCCGAAAAGUAGAGUACAAAGAUCAGGCUGAGGAGCAAUGGGAAAAGUUCCAGAAAGAAAUGCAAGUAGAAAACCAGGUGUCACAGUCCAUUGUUGAAGGAGAAGAUGAGGAGUCCAGAGUUAAUAGGGAAUUAUCAGAACUCAGUGAACAGAGAGUCUACUUUCUGAGAGCUGAUGCCUUGCGGGAUAAACAGAGUUCUUUAAAGGACAAAUUCUCUAAUCUGAAAAGUAUUCAGCCACAGCCACAAAGAGAAACUACCAGUGAUAGUGAUGAUAGCGACUUUGAUGAAUUUCUUGACUGGAGAGCAAAGAAAGUCUCCUGAUGAACAACUGAUUCAUUCUGCACUAGGUGUUGCAAUGUGUCUAGAAGUUUGACUCAGAACUCAGCUUUCUGCUGCACAGUCAGGCCACUUUGUUGGUAAAGUGAUGCAAGAUGUGUUGCUAAUGUCUGCAAGAGCUGUAAGGUUACAUGUAUGUGAAGGGAAGGUGAUAGUUCAUUGACAUGAAUGUACAUCACAAAUAACACUGAAGGAAAAAAAUCUGCUUAUUUGGGUGUGUUGGAUGAGAUUUGGGGAGAGCAACUGAGCAAGGCAUGGAAAAAAGAAAAACUGCCUGGAACACAGGCUCUCAAAGCUGUUUGGGAUGGUUAAUAGUAUGAUGUCUUAUUUUCAUUGAAAAUAUUUAGCAAAGGACAACUUCAGGGGAAAAAAAUAAAACAAGUAGCUCCCUGCAUUGAAAAACAGCAACAAUUUUUUCAGUGAGUGGUUUUAAAAGUAGAAGUAACACUUGACUAUGUAGUCUGUUCUUAUUUUGGGAAAAGAAGUUCUGUGAAGAGCCAUUGUUGUCAGGAGUAACUGACAUUCAACAUCUGUGCACAAGUCUUCAGUAUCAAGUGAGCGUGUUUUUUGUGAGCCAAGUGUUAUAGAUCUGCUUUGUUGAAACUUAUUGAUUGCUUGUCAGACCCAAAAAGUGCAAGUCUGUUGUGAUUGGUCAGUUUUUAUCUUUAGUAAAGCUGGGCUGUUCUGUUC
Molecule: messenger RNA, 1572 nt
Organism: Pocillopora verrucosa
Lineage: Eukaryota; Metazoa; Cnidaria; Anthozoa; Scleractinia; Pocilloporidae
Product: zinc finger protein 830-like
Biological process (GO): mitotic DNA damage checkpoint signaling; mitotic DNA replication checkpoint signaling; nuclear DNA replication
Cellular component (GO): nucleus; spliceosomal complex
Molecular function (GO): zinc ion binding; nucleic acid binding
Source: RefSeq, a predicted model, not a curated record